ACGGCUAGAGGGAAAGGGAGGCGAGGGCCGCCCCAAGACUAACCUAUGGAUUCCUCGCCGCCUAGUGAUGACGCAUGAUCGGCGCCUGGUGAUGACGCGAGAUCGGCGCCAGUUCAGCUCUGGUCUCUGUAGGGAUCACAGAGAGGCGAGAUCCAGGGUCCGGGCGGUGUUGGCUGCGGCUUCUGACUGACGCGGGUCCGAGUCUGGGUCGGGCGGCCAGGUAACAAUUUCAGGAUGCCAGAGAAUUCAGAUGAUUUUCCUUGGAUUUUUGUCAACAAUGUGGACAAUGCUCUCGGCAACCUGAAAAACUGUGAUGCUUACAUUAGUGCUGGAAUGCAAAGUGUCACUAACACUGCCCUGGAUCUUGUGGUAACUCAGACUGAUAUAGGUGAUGAUUACAAUAUGGAAAAUUUGAUGUCUGAAUAUGUUGAAAUGGAUCGAGAUCUGAACCAGUAUAUAACGGCAGUUGAAACUACCCUAAGUCAGGUAAAAGAUAAAGAUUACCUAAAUCUAACACCAGAUCUAAAAGCGUUAGUUGAAGAGAAAUUAGUGGCUUUGAAAAGUAGCAACACUGAAGACAACUUGAGAAAAGAUGUUAGACUUGUGCAGUUUCGCAAACAGCUGAGAGAUGUGAAGAAGCAAUGUGGACUCCCUAUAGACCCAACUGAUGAUGACUCAGAACAAAUAGAUGAAGAUAUGAUUGUGACCCAAAGUCAGACCAACUUCAUUUGCCCCAUUACUCAGUUGGAAAUGAAGAAACCAGUGAAAAAUAAAGUAUGUGGACACACCUAUGAAGAGGAAGCCAUUAGAAGAAUUGUUGAAUCGAAACACAAAAGAAAUAAAAAGGCCUGCUGCCCCACAGUUGGCUGUAGUCAUACAGAUGUAAAGUUGACAGAUCUUGUGCAAGAUGUGGUGCUCAGAAAAGCCAUCGAAAACCACAGAAGAAUGGCUGCCAGUCAGGGAAAACAGAGCCACUAGACGAUGCAGAUGUCUCCAGCUCACAUGCUCUCGUAGAAAGGAAAGUCUGUCAGUGUCCCCUGAGAUCACUCCCUUAUCGUAAGCUGACUAGAACAGGUUGCUUAUUCUAUUUCAUUUGCAGGUAAAAUUAAUGAUUUCAAACAUAAUCCAAAGUAUUUUUAACUGCCAAGUAAAAACAUUCAUUUAAAUUUUUCCUUUUUAAAACUUUGUGUUGUUAAAUAAAAUGAUUAUCUGUAACUUUUUUCUCUAUAGUUUUCUCAUUUGGUGAAUUUUUCAAAACAUGUAGACAUUCAUGUAAGUGGCUUUUUGUAUUUCAGAGUAUUUAAUAUUUAGGCUGUAUUGUGACCUUUAAUCCCUCAUCCCCUCAGUUCUUUCACAUCACCCCUGCAAUAACUGUUCUCUCCUCCCCUCUACAUCUUGACCUUUUGCUCUCCCACCAUUCUCUCUGCCUUUACUCCUACUCUACUUGAUACUGAACAAAGCUGGAGAAAACUAUGAAAAUGUGCCAACUAGGUCCAUUACAGAUUUAUGUUCUGUACUCUUAACCGGGUCCUCACUGCUGCUAGGCAAUCCUUUUAUACCUCUCACAUCUAUUUUUACUCCAUUUGCCGUGGCAGCCUUCAAACCUUUUUAUCCUGCCCCAAACCUCCCCUGCAUCCCUUCCCUUCACUCUCUAGCUCAAAACUUUGCCUUGUAUUUCACUGAAAAAACUGAGGCCAUUUACCAAUCUCCCUCUUAUCUCCUCCUCCUCCUCCUUGUCUCACAUCACUCACAUGCCUUCUGCCACAAUUUCCUGUUUCACCUGUCUCACUCAAAAAGGUGGCUCUUCUCUUUGACAAGGCUAAUACUUUUUCAUGCCCAGGUGUUCCUUUUCCAUCUCAUCUUCUGCAGCAGAUUUCCCCCUCUAUCACUAAUCUUCAGUUGAUCCCUGUCCACUAGCUGCUUCCCUGCUGCCUACAAUGCCCGUGUUUAAUGGCCUUUUCUCAGUCCUUAUCCUUCUCGACCUCUGUGAACCCACUUCUUCUCCUUGUCUUUAAUAUGUCCUUUGGUGAUCUCCUCAGUUCAAAUAGAUUCAAUUAUCACCUGUAUACAGAUGAUUCUUGGAUCUAUUUAUCCCACCUGAAUCUCUCUCCUAAUAUCCAUUUUCAAAUCUCCAGCUAUCGGACAUCUCAAACUGGAUAUCCUGUAGUUAUCUUCAACUCAGAAUGACACUCGACUCACUAUUUUUCCCCCAAAAUCCUCCCCUCUUCCACCCAUCUGGAGGAUGGCACUAUCACCCUCCCAGUCUCUCAGGCUUACAGCUUCAACUCCUCACUCUCUUACUUCACCUUAUUCAAUAUUGGAUCAAGUCCUAUCAAUUCCCACACUGACACUUCCACUUCCACAACACAGGCCUCGUUACCUCACACCUGGACAGUUACAAUAGCUGGUUGGUCUGCUUGCCACAAGUCUCUCCCCACUCCAAGCCAUCCUUCACUCAGGUUUCAAAUUGUUCUUUCCUUUUUUUUUUCUCUUUUUUAAAAAAAAUUAUUUUUCCCCAAUUACAUGUAAAAACAAUUUUUAACAUUCAUUUUUAAAUAUUUUUAUUUCUAAAUUCUCCCUCCUACCCUACUCUCCCCCUCAUUGAGAAGACAAGCAAUUUGAUAUAGGUUAUACAUGUGCCAUCAUGCAAAACAUAUUUCCAUAUUAAUCCUGUUGUGAAAGAAAAGACACACACACAAAAACACAAGAAAAAUAAAGUAAAAAAAAGUAUACUUGGAUCUGCAUUCCAACUCUUUCAGUUCUUUCUCUAGAGGUGGCUAACAUUUUUCAUUAUAAGUCUUUUGGAAUAUUGUAUUGCUGAGAAUAGCUAAGUCAUUCACAGCUGAUCAUCAUGCAAUAUUGUGUUCUCCUGAUUCUGCUCAUUUCACUUUGCAUCAGUUCACAUUAGUCUUUCCAGGUUUUUCUGAGAGCAUCCUGCUCAUCAUUUCUUACAGUACAAUAGUAUUCCAUCACAAUCAUAAACUACAACUUGCUCAGCCAUUCCCCAGCUGAUGGACAUCCCCUCAAUUUCUAAUUCUUUGCCACCACUAUAACUGCUAUAAAUAUUUUUGUACAAAUAGGUCCUUUUCCCUUUUUUUUAAUCUCGUUAGUAUACAGACCUAGUAGUGGCAAAUUGUUCUUCCUAGCACACAGGUCUGACUAUGUCAGCCUCCUCCCUGCUCAAUCAGCUCCAGUGGUUCCCCUCCAGGAUCACAUCCUCUGGCUCUUAGAGUCCCCCAUAACCAGGCUCCUUCCUCCCUUUCCAGUCUUCUUAACAUAUUGCUCCAUUCUGUAUACUCUGAGAUCCGGUAACUCUAGCCUUCUUGCUGUUCCUCACAUAAGACACUCUAUCUCCCAGCUCUGGACAUUUUCAUGGGCUCUCCCCCAUGCCUGGAAUUCUCUUCCUCUUCACUUUCUGGUUUCCUUGGUUUCUCUCCAGUUCCAGCUAAAAUUCCACCUUCUGCAAAAAGCCUUUCCUAAUCCCCCUUAAUGCUAAUGCCUUCCCUCAGUUGACUAUUCUGAUUUAUCCUAUUUAUAUCUUGUUUGUACGUAGUUGCUUGGAUGUUGUCUCCCCCAUUAGACUGUGAGCUCCUUGAGAGAAAGAAGCGAGAUUUUUUGCUUUUCUUUGUAUCCCUGUUGCUUAGUCCAGGGCCUACGAAAGUGUUUAAUAAAUAGUUGUUGACAAUCCAUUA
Messenger RNA from Trichosurus vulpecula (common brushtail), 3692 nucleotides. It is a transcript of the gene NSMCE2, whose product is annotated as NSE2 (MMS21) homolog, SMC5-SMC6 complex SUMO ligase. The transcript has 7 exons. The coding region runs from base 235 to 978 and encodes 247 amino acids. Gene Ontology annotation, cellular component: Smc5-Smc6 complex; nucleus. Gene Ontology annotation, biological process: protein sumoylation; double-strand break repair via homologous recombination. Gene Ontology annotation, molecular function: zinc ion binding; SUMO ligase activity. Lineage: Eukaryota; Metazoa; Chordata; Mammalia; Diprotodontia; Phalangeridae. The record is from RefSeq and is a predicted model, not a curated record.